Molecule: messenger RNA, 2774 nt
Organism: Exophiala oligosperma
Lineage: Eukaryota; Fungi; Ascomycota; Eurotiomycetes; Chaetothyriales; Herpotrichiellaceae
Exons: 1
Coding region: 311-1201 (296 amino acids)
Source: RefSeq, a predicted model, not a curated record
CUCCUCUCGUCUAUAAUUAAUUAAUCAUCCCUGUCCCUUCCCAGCAAAGGAUCGCUUUGAUUGACAACGAAGCUCCAAUUACGGCCGUGUCAUUUGAUAGAUUCCUCUACGGUGACAAUUGAACCUGUCACUUCUAGACCCUACAUAAGCAGGCAUCCAGAUUCCGGUGACCGCUAAAACGGCAAAGAUCGAUUCGUCGACAGGCCUUGUUACCUCCGAUGAGUCCGUUGUCAUUCGCAGGUUCCAUUCAUUCACUGUGCAGAGCAAUUCCGCUCCUGUGUAUUGACGUCGUCGGCUGCACCGUGUCACUAUGACCACCCCCACCACAAUCGAGGUCAACGGUGUCAGACUCGCCUACCGCCAGUCGGGCCAGGGCGAGCCGUUGGUACUCGUGCACGGCCACAUUUCCGAUAUGAGGAGCUGGGCGGCGCUCGAGGAAAGGCUGGCCCAGUACUUUUGCGUGUACGCGUACAGCAAGCGGUUCGCAUGGCCUAAUGAGCCCAUCGCCGAGGGCGAGCCUCAGCCGUGGGAGCGUGACGCCGACGACCUGGUGGCGUUUGUCCGGGCCCUCGACGUCGGAUCGGUCCACGCCGUGGGCAAUUCCUCCGGCUCGACAAACAUCCUCUGUGCCGCGCGUCGAGAACCUCAACUGUUUCGGACGUUAUCGUUGGAGGAACCGCCGCUGAUUACGCUCUUUUAUCCCACGCUCCCGCCGACCCUGUUCGAUACGCUCUCGUUCCUGUUCCGCCAUCCAGUCUCCUUUUGGCCUGUGACCGUCUACGGGGCGACCACCAUCGGUCCGGCCAUCGAGCACGCCAAACGCGGCGACGACAGCCGAGCAUUCACGACCUUUGGCAGUGGCUGUCUGGGCAAGUUUUGGACCGAGGCCAUGGCCAACCAGGACCGCCGACGACAACUCGAGGACAAUGCCAAGUGGUUGUGUCACUUUUGCCGGUACUCUUCAUUGCCGGCUUACACGCCGCAAGACGCCCGAGAUCUCAAACUGCCCACGUUGGUCCUGACGGGGACAGAAGGUCCUUGCUUUCAACGUUAUAUCGAUUCCGAGUUUGUGCGCCUCUGCGGGUCUGCGAAGAAGAGAGAGGUACGAAUCCCGGGUGCUGGACAUUUGGUGCACGAAAAUCAACCGGACCUGGUGUUUGACGAGGUGAUGAAGUUCAUCUCGGAAAUCAGGGCGACCUAAUACCGCACGUUCAUAUGUCCAUUGAGACCCUGCUGAGAAGGUGGACGACUUUUAAAGACCUGAAGAACUGGAGGGGGCAGAGCAACUGAAGGAAGAAUUUCUGUCGUUACGAUAUGACAUCUCGUGCCUCGAAAAGAGGUGGCAUGCCACCUUGAACCUAGUUCACCCAAGUACCGACCCAUGGAGUGGCCCGACAAUUGGAUCUAGAGUGGUACGAGGACUUUAGGUUUCCACCUUUCCGCUAUUGACUAUCGCUGUGUCUUGAUUAAUAGGUAGGUAGAAAAGUCCUGGGAGCUCAUUUAAAAUCUGGGCGCAUUGUAGACAAUUUCCAGCGAUGAUGAUGGGCGGCAAGCCAUCUAAGCCACUGCUUUUUAUGCGGUAAAGCAGAGUUGAUAUAUGGUCGGAACUUCGUUCGGUACGAUUGAUGGGACGGUGGGACGCCUUUUGACACCUUCAAGGCACUCCUCCAGCCCAGAAUAUCGUCCGACCAAAGACCUUUGUUGUAGGAGGACGAGCUCCCACCUCCACACGGUCUCCGCCGUGAACUCUCCGAGAAACGGUCUGGCCAUCUCAAAGUGCCAGGAGGAGCUCAACAAGGCGGUGAUCCUCUCAUGAACGACGCGUCGAAGUCCCGAAAAUCACCCUAAAAUCAACCUCUGCCCCUCACGAAACACUCGACAUACAGCCCCAGUACGUGGGAAGGGAUUGGCGCCCCUUCCAUGUACGCCCACGAUGGAGAACGUACUUGAGUCUCUCGUUUUCGUGCCUGACUGCAGUUUACGGUGCCAGAGCGUGAAGAACACGCGACGAAGAGGCGGAGUCAACAAAAGACAGACAAUCAACAUGAAAUCACUGCAAUCACCAAGGAGGCGCAUCCAUCUCCUCCAUUCCUUCCAUCAACAAGGCGUCGACACCUCGAAAACUACCCUCCGAGCCUCCUGAAACACCCAACAUUACAGCCCCGGUAUGCGGGAAGAGAGUGGUACCUCUCAUGUACAUGGCUUGACGGAAGAUGGACUUAUCCACUCCGUCUUCCAGCCCGACCAUGGUUUGCGGUAUCGGAGAGAGCGCACGGCGAAGAGACGGAGUUGAAGGGCAAGAGAAGGUUCAUUACACAGAACAAUCACACCAGACAGAGGAAAACACAGUUUGAAAAGAUCCCCAUAUUGAAUCAUCCUAUGACUACCAACACCACCCAUAGCUCGGAACAAAUCUUCAAGACACGUCACAUACUGCCACUUGUACAGCUGGCCGACAUCGCGUCACGCCAUCCACGCGAAGGACGCCGUGACGAAGCGUCCGGUUGCUGAUGGGUGUCUCGAUCGUUAAGAGCGAGCCCAGACCCGAGGGACAUCGACGAGCAUGCCCCGGACACUUCAAAGUACUUCCACUCCGGUCCCAUCGGCACUUCAUAAAGCGUAUUACCAAACAAGCAACUAUUGCACGGGGCAGCCGACCGCAUAGGUAGCUCAGCGAUAAAGAGUAUAGACAUACAGAACAAACUGGACGGGCACCGUGGAUCACGUCCGGCGAUCACGUCCACGGUACGCGCAUACACCCGCGCAGACGAGUG